AUGCGCUGCAAGCGCAGUGAUUUUAAAAUCUAACGAAAUAUUGUGUAAUGUGAAACGUUUUACACGUACAAACAACAAUCGAAUAUUUUAUAAAAUUCCAUUUGGCCUGAUUCGGCCAUAAUUUUUUACAAAAUGAUAGUGAACAAUGUAAUAACUAUUAUUUUUGUCGUUAUAACUGGAACAGUAUUCGUGCGAUGUGCAUUUGCGGCAGGCAAACACCGUACAAAAUUAAAAAUAGAAGCAAUUGGGCACAAACCAAGUAAUGAUGUUCUACUACGUUCUCUUUCGGACUUCGGCGUCGUACGAAGAUCUUUGAAUCCGAUGACGUUCGGACAAUAUAGCUAUGGCUAUGAAUAUCAACUAACAAGUGAUCAAAAUGUUUCAAAUGGCAAAACUAAAAAGAACGCAGUAAUAGAGAAUUUAAAACUAUCAGUGACAUUCCGUGAUAACAUACUUUAUAUCUUCUCGUACUUGCUUUACGGCCGUGAAAACAAUUUGACAGAAGAACAACAUACAUCCUUGGAAACGCUUUAUGAAUUCCUCAAGAAGAAAAUGGUUUAUAUGUACAAUUUAUUAACUAUUUUACCUAAAUUGGACAUCACAGAUAAGAAUCAACAGACAAGUAUCGUAUUGUCAUCGCUGAUAAAAAAUCUACCAUCUUAUAUUCAAUGUACGGCUAAAUACUUAGCCAAUGAGAUAGAAUGGAACAGAAUUGAUUUAAAUACUUUACUAAAACCAACAGAAUCUGAGACGUUUGAUUAUCUUGCCGAUAUUAAUUUAAACACGCUCUCAACAAGUAGAAUUAGAAACGAAGAAAUGAUAGGAUACGAUGAAAAUUCAAAUAUCACCCAGAAAGCUCUUGGUCCAGUGUUUGUAAAGCUUAUUUAUAAUUUACAAACAAAAAAGUUACCUUUGUCGCAAGAACUAUUCGGUUUGAUACUGAUAAACUUACCAAACCUUAGCGAGGAUCCCGUACUGGAAGAAAACGUCAGAUAUCUGUAUGAUCUAACAAGAAAUAAUAUCAUCGAUAGUAAUGAUUGGGAUUCAAUUGGGGAAAAUCCUGUUGGCAAUGACGCUUAUACACUUGUUUUUUCUGUCUUAACCAAAAUUCUUAAUUCAAACUUACAAAUGGGCGUAAAGGAGUCUACGUCUUACAUAUAUCAUCACAUGAAGAUCGUAACGGUUCCAACUUACCUUGAUUCAAACUUAAAAUAUAUGCAUCAUUUGCUGGAAAAAGAUAUAGAUAUAGGAAUGCUUCUCUCUGCGGUUAUUCCUCAGGAGUUUGAUGAAGAUACGAUUCGUAUGAAAGAUCGUUUACUAACGUACUUCGUACGUAAUUACAGAAACGAGGAUAUGACUAAAAUUCUUAAGAGAUUCAAUAAAUUUGCCUACAACAAUCUAUCAGAUCUUCUAUUGGCAUUCCUAACAAGACUUACAAUUCGCGUUCCAAGGUCUCCAAAUACUAAUUCAGUACAACAGCCGGCUUCAGCUUUGCUAUCAGCUGUAUUUAUGAAAAAGUAUUCUAGAAUUUUCACACCGUUUGUGUCACCCGAAAUUGAUGUAUUGGUACUUUUAGAAUCUGUGCAGGUCUCUGAUGUGGAUCAAGUACUUCAGUCAACAGUAGAUUCCAUAAAAGCUGAGUUAAUUUCACAGCCAAAACUAGCUGUGCUUUUGAGUACCUUAAUACCAACGGAAAAAGAGAUGUGUGAGGUACCAAAACAGUGUUUGGUGAAUACAUUCCAGCAAGUACCAAAAUUACAAAAUAAUAUAUCCUUGGCUUUAACAAAAAAAAUUCAACACGUAGCGUAUAUUCUGAAAACAACUCCACAGCCUCAGCAACUAAAAGAAAGCCACACCACACAAUAUUCCAUAAAACCAGUAGAUGUAAAUCUCUAUUUAGAUCGGGACCAAGACCGGGAGAAUCCAAUAGGAGUGGCAAUAAAGACAGAUAGUAUGUAUACAAAUAAUGUGCCUUCAGGUGGCAUCAACGGAGUUUCGUACGUAUGGAACAUAGAUAAAUAUGUUGAUAAAACUGGUCCCGCUGUACAAAAUGAAUUGCAAGUUGGAACUGUAGAAUGGGAAACGGGAAUUGCUACAGAAAUCGACUCUACAAAACCAAAAAUGGUAUCGCCAACAAUAGAUCAAGCGCAUAUCACAGAGACAAAAGUCACCAAACCAAAAGUCACUCAGCCAAAAAUUACCCAGCCAAAAGUCACCCAGCCAAAAAUUACCCAGCCAAAAGUCACCCAGCCAAAAUUCACCCAAACACACAUCAUUGAAUCCGAUGUACCUACUCAAGAACGUACAUCGAAUCGACCAUUAACUUCGAAACCUUCGUUAACGACAUUAAUAUCUGAUGUUCCUUCUUUGGGAACUUAUUAUCCAACGAAACCACGAAAAAUGCAGCCGCGAUACACAACACCUAUACCGACAGAGCAUGUUGCUGACGAUAGUAAUUCCAAAGUAGAGGAAUAUAUAUAUAUUCCAUCCUCAAAAGUAGGUUACGAUGAAAAAGAAUUACCGAGUACAAGUAAGGAAAGUGAAGAUCAAACUUUUUCAUCGGAAGAAGUAACUAAAGAAGUCACAACGAAGAAAUCUACUAAAACAACGGUAACUCAACAUACUAAAUCACAAUUAUUAGACAGCAUUGAAAAAAAAGUGCAUUCCGAGAAUGUCGUAUCAAGCGCGAUAGUAUUACCUCCGUCUAUAGAAACUGAUCAGCCUCUUAGAGUACAUCUAUCUAGUAAUAACGUCCCAGUUAUAACGACGAACGAUGAUUAUAACACAACGGAACCUGAAGUGGUUUUACCAGAUAUCAAGGAACUUCUAAAGUCGCCAGAUAUAAAUAAGCUCAUGCAAAAUAGUGAUUUACCAAUAGUAACUCAAGUGUUACAACCAUUGUCUAUUAUAUUUGGUAAAAAUUAUGUUAAGAAAAUCCUGAAGAAUGUGGAUAUAAAACUUUAUCCCACAAAUAUUGCAUUAUUGUCAUCAAUACUUAAAGAAGCCAUAACUUAUCCGGAAGUAACACAGAAUUCGCAAUUGACGAGCAUAAUUAAUCAAUACAUUGUCACUAUAGAAUAUGUGAGUCCAACGACAUUAUUACCCGUCGUAGUUUCGUCACAGAAGUUGGUAUCAGGUGUCAUAUAUUCUACGUUUAACCCGAAUGACUUAACCAAAGGUAAAAUUAGCGAAAAUCCACCUGAUAAACCAUUACGCGACAGUAUCACUGUACCUCUCGUCAAUCCUAAGAUAUUGUUGGAAUCUGUAAAUCCAUCUAAUCCUUACGAUGAUCUGCUGCCUACUUUGGAAAAAGGACAUAUACUUGCGAAAAUAUUACAGCCUAUCGAAAUGAUUUUCAUAUCUGAAAAAAUUACGGAAAUACUUGGACCAGAUUUUCAACCAUUGGUGUAUCCAAAUAAACUUACACUUCUGAUAACGCUCUUGCACAAGCUACAGAAAAGUAAAAUAAUUCAAGCAAAUGUAAAACUGAAAUCCGCAAUUGAUUAUUAUUUACAAGCUUUCGAGCUACCAUCGAUGAGCAUUCAAGUAUCUGAAGAUAGUUUCGUGAAGAUGAAGUCUGAAACUACAGGUCAGUGGUUACCUGAACUGACGAGUUUGAUUUCCGCUCUUCCAACAACUGAGAUCGAUACUGAAACGACGAUGAUAGAGGAUAUAGAGCAAUAUCUCGACGAUCCAACUCUUUUGGAAAAAUUAAAUAUAGCUAAACCACCAGUAAUCAUGUCUCGCGGAGAACUAUUGCAUAAAAUUAUUCGCAUUUCAUUAUCCGGUACAAUAAGUAUCGAUAAAAGUGUUCUGAAAGCAUUAAGAUAUUACAAGGACAAAGUAGAAUUCACCGAUAUGGGUGCUCUGCCCAUCGUGUGGAUGUGGGUCGAAACGUACGUAUUUAAGGCUGAAGUACAACUAGGAGACAUGAUCCAGGAGACGGUGAACUUCGAUCAAUUGUCAUAUAAAGAGAAAUUAUCGUAUAAUGAUAUAAUAACAUACCUAGCUCAAAAUCCUAAUCUUCUUCAAGACAACGAGGACUUCGAUUUUGAGAAAUAUAAGACACAAGGGCAGUUUGUUAAAGGUUUAUUCAAAUAUUUGCUGACAAAAUCAGAGGUCAAUAUUAAGAUUAAAAAGGACAUUAAAAUAAUACUUCCACACGUGACGGAGACUGGAGCAGGCGCAGUCGCAAUGCCAAAUUUAUCUGGAUUUUAAAAGAUCGGAUAUAUUAAUUAAAACCUAAUUCACUAAUUGAAGGGCUCUAAUUAAAGCAAUUUGAUCUGAGUUUAAAAGAAACAGAAAAUAAAUACAGAUACGUCUCACAAAACGAGUGUGUGUUUUAUAAUAAAGAACUCGAAGUGUAUUCUUUAUAAACAAUUUACUACAUUAAAUAUUGGCUAAUAGUCUUUAAUAUUGCAUAUUGUGCAUGCAAAAUCAAUUAUAUAAUUUAAGAUUGUGAAAAAUGACACAUGUAACUGUCUGUUUGGUGUAAUUUGUAAAAGAAAGAAAAACAGAAAUAGAAAGAAAUUCUGAG
Messenger RNA from Trachymyrmex cornetzi, 4537 nucleotides. RefSeq lists its product as uncharacterized. Lineage: Eukaryota; Metazoa; Arthropoda; Insecta; Hymenoptera; Formicidae. The transcript has 3 exons. The coding region runs from base 133 to 4218 and encodes 1361 amino acids. The record is from RefSeq and is a predicted model, not a curated record.